AUGUCGAACCAAACCCCCGAUUCCUGGGAGGAUGAACUCGCCCGACAGGCCGAGGGCGUUAACCUCAACGCACAAUCUCGCCCUCAGCCCCAGGCGCCCUCCUUCACACCUGGCGCUGCCUCUUUCACGCCUGGCGCCUCCGCUUUUGUUCCUGGGCAGCAGUAUCAGCAGUAUCAGCAGUAUUACCCCCAGCAGGCCUACCCUCAGUACGGCCAACAGCAGUCCUACGGCUCUUACCAGCAACAGCAGCAGUCCUAUGGCCAGUACAACGCGUAUGGCCAGCAGCCCGGUGGCUUCAAUCAACAACAGCAAUACGGUGGUUACAACCAGCAACCUCACCAGAACGUACCUGUAGCUGCCCCGCAGCCCCAGGCUUCCGCACCGCAGGCCGCUCCCAAGCCCGCACCGACCGCUGCCGCACCCAAGGCUAAGGUCCUGUCUAUCGGCGCCACCUCGGCUACCGCUGCCCCCAAGACCAAGGUCCUUUCUAUCGGCACUCCUGCCCCGGCCCCCAAGGCCGCUGACACCCCCCGAAGGAGGCCAAUGGGCGCUGCUGCCGCUGAGGCAGGUUCCAAGGUGGCAGCCACCAAGUCUCUCGACAAGUCGGACAAGGCCGCUGCCACUGGCAAGGCUUCUUCUACCCCGUCUUCUGGACGCUCUAGCCCUGGACGUUCCAGCCCGGCCCGCGGUGAAACCGCCAAACAAGCUCGUGAGGCUAACGCCGUCGCAAAGGCACAAUUGGCUGAUGUGGAUGAGGCAACCCUGAAGGAAAUUUACGGUGAGAAGAGAGAGCACGUCAACGUCGUCUUCAUCGGCCACGUCGACGCUGGCAAGUCCACCCUUGGUGGUUCCCUCCUACACGCAACCGGAAUGGUCGAUGAGCGUACAUUGGACAAAUACAAGAAGGAGGCUAAGGAGGCCGGUCGAGAGACCUGGUACCUCUCCUGGGCUCUUGAUUUGACCCAGGAGGAACGUUCAAAGGGUAAGACCGUCGAGGUCGGCCGUGCCUUCUUCAAGGUCACCAUUCCUCACCCCGAGGGCGAUAUCGAGCGUCAGUUCUCUAUUCUGGAUGCCCCUGGUCACAAGUCUUAUGUCCCUCACAUGAUUGGUGGUGCUUCCCAGGCCGAUCUUGGAUGUUUGGUUAUCUCUGCCCGUAAGGGUGAGUACGAAACCGGAUUCGAGAAGGGUGGCCAGACUCGUGAGCACGCUCUUCUUGCACGCAACACAGGUAUCACCAAGCUUGUGCUUGUUGUUAACAAGAUGGAUGACCCCACCGUCGAGUGGAGCAAGGAACGAUUCGAUGAGUGCACCAUCAAGGUCCUGAAGUUCCUGGAGGCCCUGGGCUACAAGAAGUCAGACAUCUUCUGCAUGCCUAUCUCUGCCCAGCGCACUCUCGGUAUCAAAGACCGCAUUCCUAAGGAUAUUUGCCCUUGGUACGACGGUCCGUCUCUGCUCGAAUUCUUGACCGCUUUCGAGCUGCCCGAGCGUAAGGUCAACGCGCCGUUCAUGAUGCCCAUCAGCGCCAAGUACCGUGACAUGGGUACCAUGGCCGAGGGCCGCAUUGAGUCCGGUAUCAUCAAGAAGAACGGCACCUAUCUCAUGAUGCCCAACCGCGAGGAGGUUUACAUUUCCGCUUUGUACGGUGAAACCGAAGAUGAGAUCGCGACUGCCAAGGUCGGUGAUCAGGUUCGUCUGCGUCUCCGUGGUAUCGAAGAAGAAGAUUUCUUCCCCGGUUUCGUGCUCUGCUCGCCCAAGCGCCCUGUUCACUGUGUGUCUGCCUUCGAGGCCAAGAUUCGUAUCUUGGACCUAAAGAGCAUUCUUACCGCCGGUUUCAACUGUGUUCUUCACGUCCACUCCGCUGUUGAGGAGGUCACUUUCGCCGCUCUCCUUCAUAAGCUCGAGCCCGGUACCGGCCGCAAGAGCAAGCGUCCUCCUCCCUUCGCUAGUAAAGGCCAGACCAUCAUUGCCCGUCUCGAGGUUACCAGCACAGCCGGUGCCGUCUGUGUCGAAGAAUUCUCAGAAUACGCCCAACUUGGACGUUUCACUCUGCGCGACCAGGGUCAAACUAUUGCCAUCGGCAUGAUCACUAAGCUCAUAACCGCUGAGACCGAGGCUCAGGAUCAGGCUCAGGCUCAGGCUGCCGCUCAGGCUGCCACUCAGUAA
This is a messenger RNA of Penicillium bovifimosum, 2163 nucleotides long. RefSeq names its product translation termination factor GTPase eRF3. The transcript has 3 exons. The coding region runs from base 1 to 2163 and encodes 720 amino acids. The record is from RefSeq and is a predicted model, not a curated record. Gene Ontology annotation, biological process: translation; nuclear-transcribed mRNA catabolic process, deadenylation-dependent decay; translational termination. Gene Ontology annotation, molecular function: GTPase activity; translation release factor activity; GTP binding. NCBI's taxonomy places the organism in Eukaryota, Fungi, Ascomycota, Eurotiomycetes, Eurotiales, Aspergillaceae. Gene Ontology annotation, cellular component: translation release factor complex.